Messenger RNA from Gordionus sp. m RMFG-2023, 1179 nucleotides. RefSeq names its product Krueppel-like factor 6. Gene Ontology annotation, biological process: regulation of transcription by RNA polymerase II. Bases 1 to 1179 code for a protein of 392 amino acids. Gene Ontology annotation, molecular function: DNA-binding transcription factor activity, RNA polymerase II-specific; RNA polymerase II cis-regulatory region sequence-specific DNA binding. Lineage: Eukaryota; Metazoa; Nematomorpha; Gordioida; Chordodea; Parachordodidae. The record is from RefSeq and is a predicted model, not a curated record. The transcript has a single exon.
AUGAAUCAAAUAUCGGAUAUCGUGUCUUUUCACUUAGAUUGCCAGACAAGGUUCGACGUACGGUUAACGAUGGGAAGUUCAAACUAUCCACCAAAUCACGCCUACAAUAACGUCGCGAAUUUUGAGGACAGCCUGGAAGCCAUAGAUACCUUCAAGAGGGAAAGGAGAUUCUGUAAUACCGCCGCUUAUGAUACGGGAGCUAAUGGCGGUCACGAUCGCGAGCUCCCUGUGACGGAGUUCGGAUAUUCUAACAACGGUUAUUGCCAGAAAAAAUCGAGCUACUUCGAUAUGGACAAUAAUGCCAUCGUUCUGGAGACCGGAGAAGUUAGACCGGUUGCUAACGCCAACACGGAAUUUAGGUUGUACGAUAGCCAUAAUGGCGACUCGUCUAAUGGACACAAUUUUAAUGAUCAAACGACAGAUUACUACAAUAAUAAUCAGAGAAAUCUCCAGAUUUUCAAUAAUGAUCAUUGUAUGUAUUCAAAUAAUUCCCGCGAAGAAAUCUUCAAGCCGCGGCGUAAAAAGGAAAUCGUCGAAAGAUCCGAAAAGAAUCGCUAUCCUAGGUCUAUCAUGUCUCAUCCGAGGAAAUACGCCAAAAUUAAUACGCCCAUCCUCUUCUCAGCUAUUGUCGCUAAAUACUCCUACCACUUUCAGAAGUUAAAACCUAACUAUCCUUCUUCGAGAACUUCGAAUUCUCAGGAUUCGGAUUUCAAAAACGAGGUGUCAAAUAUUGAUCCCGCACCAUUCCUAAACAACAAGAUUAGUAAUCUCAAUAGUUCAGAGCUGCCCCUUAACAUCUAUGCCGAUCCUAAUAAAAAAAAAAUAUUCAAUCCCGCUUCAAAUCAUCUUGACUUGAAACCCCAAACUGGAACUUUAAAAACGCGUAAAAAGGAUUCGAUACCUUCUUCCUUCAAUCCCGACUUCAAAUGCAGUCACCCGGGUUGCUUAAAGACUUACUCGAAGAUAUCCCAUUUGCGGGCCCAUUCCAGAGUUCACACUGGGGAAAAGCCAUAUUCUUGCGAUUGGAAUGGUUGUGGUUGGAAAUUCGCGAGAUCGGAUGAGCUUACGAGGCACUUUAGGAAACACACGGGAGACAAGCCUUUCAAGUGCAGCGUGUGCCUAAGAGCUUUCGCGCGUAGCGACCACUUAUCCCUUCAUAUUAAAAGGCACAAAUUCUGA